Messenger RNA from Coffea arabica (coffee), 1531 nucleotides. RefSeq names its product pectinesterase 1-like. NCBI's taxonomy places the organism in Eukaryota, Viridiplantae, Streptophyta, Magnoliopsida, Gentianales, Rubiaceae. Gene Ontology annotation, biological process: cell wall modification; pectin catabolic process. Gene Ontology annotation, molecular function: pectinesterase activity. The record is from RefSeq and is a predicted model, not a curated record.
ACCAAAAUGGGUGACAUGGCCUUGAACAAAGCAAUCCUUUUUUCAACCCUUCUCUUCAUUCCUCUUGUUCUUUCAGAUGACACCGUACCUGCCCCCGCUGAUAAGGCUCAAUUGAAUAGCUGGUUUGAGCAAAAUGUGCAACCUUUGGCAUCCCGGAAAGACACUUUGGACCCGGCACUAGUCGCUGCAGAAGCCAAUCCCAGAAUCAUCAAGCUCAAGAGCGACGGAAGCGGUGAGUUCAAGACUAUAGCCGAUGCCAUCAAUAGCAUCCCAAAUGACAAUACCAACCGCGUCAUCAUUUCACUUGGCCCCGGAAACUAUACAGAGAAAAUCAAGAUUGAACGUAACAAGCCAUUCAUCACAAUAAUUGGAGAUCCAAACCAUAUGCCUACUCUAGUGUUUGGUGGUACAGCGGCCAAGUAUGGAACCGUGGAAAGUGCCACCUUGAUUGUUGAAUCUGAUUACUUCAACGCCGCUAACCUCAUUCUUGCGAACUCAGCACCAAGGCCAAACGGCGACGUGAAGGGAGCCCAGGCGUUGGCUGUGAGAAUUGGAGGGGAUAAGGCUUCCUUUUACAACUGCAAAUUCCUUGGUUUUCAAGACACCCUUUGCGACGACAAAGGAAAGCACUUGUUCAAGGAUUGCUACAUCGAAGGCACCGUAGAUUUCAUUUUUGGCAACGGAAAAUCCAUCUACUUGAAUGUUGAGUUGCAUGUUAUCCCGGGCGACCGACAGGCAUGGAUCACCGCACAGGCGAGGCACACCGAUGCUGAAGACACAGGAUACUCAUUUGUCCACUGCAAAGUCACUGGCACAGGUCGCACUGCUUACUUGGGCAGAACUUGGAUGCCUUAUGGCAAGGUCGUGUUUGCCUACACCGAUAUGAGCGACGCGGUAAUCCCCGCAGGCUGGUCUAAUAACUUCCAUCCGGAGACUGAGAAGACGGUAUUGUUCGGAGAAUUCAGUUCCACCGGACCAGGUUCAGACACAAGCAGUAGCCGGGCUGCAUUCACCAAGAAGCUUACUGAAGCAGAAGUUAAACCCUUUCUGACUCUUGGAUUCAUCGAGGCUUCUAAGUGGCUGCUUCCUCCCACCCAAGUUCCAGCUUAAGGCUUCUUAGCUCUGGAAAACAAAUGGCUUAUUCUUUUUGCCAUUUUCUUCAUGCAACUUGUUCAUCCGUAUUCCCGAAAUAAAUAUUUGGAGCGCACCAUAAAUUUUACAUUUAGAAAUGCUUACGAAAACUAUAAAGUUAGAGGCGUUGUAAACUAUAAAGUUAAACCAGAGAGGAUUUUAAGUCCUUCCUUGGGUUGUAUGUGAAGGUUCCAAUCCUCGGGAGUUAUGCCAAAACGCUCUCUUGAUUUAGUAAGGUCUGUGUGUCUGCUAGCCCCAAACACAGCCUCUUUAGGCUCUCCGUCCCUGUAGUUUAGAAUAGAUAGGUUAUACAAUAGUUGUCGUCUUAAAAAAAAAAAAAAUUACUUGGUCAUUCUCUUUCUUUGUUCUUGAAUUUUAGGUAUACUCAUCCCUCCCUAGG